AUGGUCAUAGAAAGAUGCCUUAUUUAUAUUAAGAGAACAAAGCAAAUGGACAGUGGAGUGAUUGAAUAUCAGGAAAAAGUUAUGGACUUUGAUGCUCUUAACAAUAUUCCUUGCUUAAUUACUUUUUUAAAAGAAGAGAAGUAUGCAAUCGAAGUACAAAGAACAACAUUUAUUCAUAAGAAUGAUGAAAAUGUGAUAUUAACAUUAGACAAGGCAACAUUCGAAGAUGACUCUUCGUUUGUGGUAUUCUCAAUGAUUGCAGAUAUUGAAAGUGCCAAUUACAACCACUUGUUCAAAGAAAUUGCCAUGAUACAACCUUGCAGAAGCAUAAUAAUUGAACUCAUUUCUAAAGUUAAUCCACAGCUCUACAAUUAUUUGAUUAAACAUGGUCAUGUCAAGGAUAUGGAUUAUAAAUCGAUGAGUGAAGCAGAAUUCGAAGCAGGACCAGAAGAGGCUAUUGAAAGAAACAAAUUGGCCCACUCAGAAAAGGAGAGAAUGAUAAAAGAAAAUGAAGAAUUGGAUGAUGAGGAUAAAUAUUCUUCCGAAUAUAUCAGAAUGUGGUUUAGAAGUGUUCUAAAAUAUGGUCUUUUCAAGUUCAAGGAUGAUGAUGAAGAUAACAAUUAA
Molecule: messenger RNA, 624 nt
Organism: Naegleria gruberi
Lineage: Eukaryota; Heterolobosea; Eutetramitea; Acrasida; Naegleriidae
Exons: 1
Coding region: 1-624 (207 amino acids)
Source: RefSeq, a predicted model, not a curated record